This is a messenger RNA of Eptesicus fuscus (big brown bat), 3195 nucleotides long. It is a transcript of the gene SNAP47, whose product is annotated as synaptosome associated protein 47. Bases 443 to 1705 code for a protein of 420 amino acids. Gene Ontology annotation, molecular function: syntaxin binding; SNAP receptor activity. Gene Ontology annotation, biological process: synaptic vesicle fusion to presynaptic active zone membrane; exocytosis; synaptic vesicle priming. Gene Ontology annotation, cellular component: plasma membrane; SNARE complex. Lineage: Eukaryota; Metazoa; Chordata; Mammalia; Chiroptera; Vespertilionidae. The transcript has 5 exons. The record is from RefSeq and is a predicted model, not a curated record.
UGAAGGAAGUACUUCUUAAAACUACUUCCGCACAGAAGCCUUGGGUACCCGCGCGCUGGCAGGAACGAGAUCGCGAGGCGCACACGAGCGCCAGACGCUGCGGAGGGGAACCAAGACGCCCCAGGCAGAGUUCCUGCCGGAGCCGGUGCGGCGGAGCGCCGGGCCCUGAGCGCAUGCGCACGACGCGGCGGCCCUCACCGGCGCAGGUAGGGCGGGCGCUGGGGCAGCCCUCCAAACACCCGACCGGCUCCGGGUCCACACAGCGCCUGAGGUUUUCAAACGGCGCCCACCCUGAGUCUCGUCAUCUUCGCGCCUCAAGCAAGACUCAGGAGCGCGUCGUGCCUAGUCUAUCUGGCAGUGAGGGCCCCUCCUCUUUCCAGUGCCCCAGGGACUGCGAGCAGAGAGUGGUCUUGGCCUUGGUGGAGACUGACCCAGGAACCAGAUGAGCAGAGACCUCUGUGUCCACACCUGGCCAUGCUCCUAUUAUUUGGAACUUGAGAAGCGAUGGGUUCCUGGAAAACUUCGGUUAACUCCACUCUCACUAAAAUUUCUGACUGAUAAAACUGGAGACUUUCUUGUCAGCUUUCCUCUUGCUGAUAUAAUUGAGAUCAAGAAAGAAGCUUCUCUUUUUAUCUUCAGUUCUGUCACCAUCCUGGAAAAGGACCAUGUCAAGCACUGGUUCAGUUCCUUGCAGCCUAGUCGGAAUGUUGUUUUCCAUAUCAUCGAACACUUCUGGAGAGAGUUGCUACUGUCUCAGCCAGGAGCUGCUGUGGAGGCGUCAUCCUCCAGCAUGACCAAGGGGAAGGAGCUGACUGGUCUGAUGGCCUGUUCCCAGAAGCGUCUAGAAGAUGCAGCCAGAGUCCUACACUACCAGGGUGAGCAGCUGGACAGCAUAACAAGCAGCCUGGACAAUAUGGAGUCUGACCUGGAUGUGGCUGACAGGUUGCUGAAAGAACUGGAAUCUCCUUCUUGGUGGCCCUUUAGCUUCAAGCUUUGGAAGAUGCCAUCAGACACAAACUCCAGGGGAGGCUCCUCAGUGGCUAGUACCAAAGCUCUUGGAAAAGAAGGAAUAGUGAUCAGAAUUCCUGCUGUUAUUUCCCAAGGAACAGAAUCUCACGUUAAACCAGGAAGGCUCACCAUCCUUGUUUCUGGGUUGGAAAUCCAUGACUCAAAUUCUUUGCUGUUACACAGAUUUGAAAGAGAGGAUGUAGAUGACAUUAAGGUUCACACACAUUAUGAAGUUAGCAUCCGCCAGCGGUUCAUUGGGAAGCCAGACAUAGCUUUUCGUUUGAUAUCUGCCAAGAUGCCAGAAGUUAUCCCCAUUUUGGAAAUGCAGUUCAGCAAGAAGAUCGAGUUUUUAGAAGAUGCCUUGAUGCUCAGAAGCACGGGAACUUCUUCCCCAGCAGAGAAGGGCUACUCAGUUUGGCAGGCAGCGUCCAGGCCCGUGGACUGUGCCAGGCACCGAGAGCCCUCCUCGGGGAGCCAGGAGGGCAGGCUGCUUCAGCUACAGAUGAGCGAGCCACUCAUUUCUGAGGAGGACACUCAGGAACUCAGACAGAUCCUUGGGAAGCUGAAGGGUCUUGCCUUGGAUGCCGAGGCAGAGCUGGAGAGACAGGACGAGGCACUGGAUGGCAUCGCCACUGCCGUGGACCGGGCAACCUUAACCAUUGACAAGCACAAUCGACGAGUGAAAAAACUGACUUAGAAGGACAGGGAGGGUAGAGGUGAGAGCUUUUGAUGAGAAUCGCAUCUCAGUAUGUUGUCCUCAACCCCUGCAUGCUGCCUUCAGAUGACGACCACAGGAGGUCAUUCUCAGGGCCAGAGAGAAACUUGGUCCUGCCUCGGGCAUACCUGCCUCAGGACAAAGGCUGCUGUGAAGGCCCUGGGCAGCCGCGGAGGGAGGGGCCCUCUGCAGGCCCUGAAGGUGCAGCUGCAGGAGAGGAGUUCUGCUGUGGACACAGCAAACGGCCUCCCGCCAAGGCCUCCCGAGCUGCUGGUGCCGUCAGGAGCACCCAUGCACUCAAGCACGUGGCUGAGCCCCGGUGAGCCCUGCACAGCUGCGUGGUGGCUCUUCAUUCAGAGGCUGGUCUGCACCCAGCGCUGAGGGACCACUUUGCAUGGCUUUAUCCCAGGUCUCCAGCAUCACCAGUAGCUGCAUUAUCAUCCUUCUCGUAAAAGGAAGGUUUAAGCCUCUGUGAAUAAAAUCUGCUUUUUCCUAACUGCGGGUCUAAGCACUGCAGGUGUACCUUGUAUCGGCACAAUCCCUUCUCCAGGACCACAUGCCUGAGCCUGCUCCCCUCUGGGCCGCUAAGCGACCCACCACCCUCACUUGUUCCAUCUCUCUGGUGGGCAGGCCAGUUUCUUUUUGGUUGUAUUUUCAUUUUCUAACUGAAGCUAAGAGUCUAGCAUACCUUAAGGUCAUCAUAUACUAGUAAACACCUGAAAUACUAUUUCACUGCCCACUUUUUAGCCAAGGUGAAAAUAGUACAUAUUGCACCUGUUUAAGAGGUUUUGGUUUUUGCUUUUACUGCCCCAUUUCUAUCCAGAAACAAAAGAGAAAUGCUAGUGUUAGGAUUUUUUGUGAAGAUACACAUUGAUGCUGCUUUUUGCUUGGUUUGGAGUCCAUGAGCGGGCCCCUUGGGGGAUGAGGGGAAAGUGGAGGAGCGUGCAUCUCCCAGACCACUUUGAAAUAGCAUCCUGGGAGGCUGUACAAAGAGAGGCUCCUUAGAUCUUGAGGAGUGUCUACAGUUCCUGGGAUGGCGCCUUCAGGCCCUGUGCUGCUGUGUUCGGAGUCCUGGGUGGGUUCAGGGAACUGCCCUGGGCAGUGCUAGAUUUCUGAGCUGACCUUAGCAAGUCCACACAGAGUAUACGACAACAGGAGUGUGCUCUCCAGGUCUGGAGGUCAGAAGUACAAGGUCAGGGUGUUGCAGGGCUACACUCCCUCCUGGCACUUAGAAGCUUCCAGUAACAGAAAAUCCAUCUGAGUUGAUGACUCGAGCCCAAACCACAGAAACCUACCUGUUUAAACCCACUAACAGUUGCCUAACUGAGGCAAAAGCACCAAAAACCCUGACACUAAGAACUCGCACAGCCCCUGCUUCCCACCCAGGUGCUCACUUCUACCUCCCACUGCUUCCCACCCCAGGUGCACUAACUCCCCCUUUCCUGGCCCCUCCACACCAGGUGCACGAAUGC